Messenger RNA from Cavenderia fasciculata, 432 nucleotides. RefSeq lists its product as uncharacterized. Lineage: Eukaryota; Evosea; Eumycetozoa; Acytosteliales; Cavenderiaceae. The transcript has 3 exons. The coding region runs from base 1 to 432 and encodes 143 amino acids. The record is from RefSeq and is a predicted model, not a curated record.
AUGUUUACGAUUAAUCCAACAAUGAUUGCAUCUGAAAAUACUAGUCACUUUUAUCAUCAACAGCAACAUCAAAACAGUAAUAAUAAUAAUAUUGAUGUUAGAGUAUUAGAUACAACUACGAUUCCAGCCAAUUCCAAAUUACUAUAUAAUACCAAUCAUCCAGAUAUCAAUAGUGCCUAUACAUCGACUAUUCUUUCACCUGUUCUUUCACCCAUUCAUUUGACACCUCUCCCACCAAUAACAACAACAACAACAACAACAACUAUACCAACAAUGAGUAAAAAGAGGCCAAUUGAUUCAUUGGAUGAUGGUUAUUCCGAAGAUAUCAAACAAGAAGAAGAACUCAUGCCAUCAGCAGAUGGAUUUACAACAAAUGAUGAUUUAAUGUCUCUUAUGACUUUUUUAGAAAUUGGUGGAAAUAAUGGAGGAUAA